AUGGGGAUGUCAUUGUCAUAUCCACUGGUGAAAGAGCCAGAAAGUUAUGUUGAUCCUGAUUUCAAUGAAGGUAAUGUCAACAACCUUUAGUAGCUAGCUAACACGUAACAGUUAACGUACAUAGCUAGCUAGUUAACGUUAGCUAGCUAGCUAAAUUAGUAACCUGUGCAUGGCUGGUUUACCAUUCUUGUUUCCAAACGCCACACCAGACUCUGACGAGAUGAAUUUUGCAAUGGAAAUGCAUGAGAUUAAUCUGCGCUACACAUAUGACAUGAUCCAGCAGAGGAUCCACUCUAUCAAAGAGACCGCCAAAUUUGACAGUGAGUUUGGACCUCAUAAUUUUUUGGGGAAAAUUAUAUAUUUUACAUUUUUUACAUAUUCUAUUAGAAAUAGGACAUGUUUGACUUUCAGGAAAAACAAAUUGGUCAAACUCAGGCACUUAAAUUCCUGUUAGGUGCAUAAAAUUAAUCCCAUACAGUCAUUGCAUAAUGUUAAAGCCCUGUUAGUUGCAUAAAAUUAAUCCUAUACAGUCAUUGCAUAAUCCUAACCGGGUUGAAAUUUGUAACCUAAAUUAGCCAUAGCACUGUGGGUGAUUGAGAUUAAGCUAUCAUAAUGGUAAACACUUGAAUAGGAUUUUAAUGUAUAUAUGAAAUGUAUUUAACAUUUUUGAAAUUUGAUUAAUUUUCUCUAUAAUUUAGCCUAACAACAGGGUGGAAAUGUAUGAGUUAGACAAACAGACUAGCAUUAUGAAACAUGGAAAAAUAGAUACAACCGAGUGUAUAUACACUAUAAAUACAAAAGUAUGUGGACACCCCUUCAAAUUUGUGGAUUUGGCUAUUUCAGCCUCGCCCGUUGCUGACAGGUGUAUAAAAUUGAGCACACAGCCAUGCGAUCUCCAUAGACAAACAUUGGAAGUAGAAUGGCCUUACUAAAGAGCUUAGUGACUUUAAACGAGGCACCAUCCUAGGAUGCCACCUUUCCAACAAGUCAGUUCGUCAAAUUUCUGCUUUGCUAUAGUUGCCCCGGUCAACUGUAAGUGCUGUUAUUGUGAAGUGGAAACGUCUAGCAACAACAACAGCAGCCCCGAAAUGGUAGGCCACACAAACUCACAGAACUGGACCACCGAAUGCUGAAGCGUGUAGCGCGUAAAAAUUGUCUGUCCUCGGUUGCAACACUCACUACCGAGUUCCAAACUGCCUCUGGAAGUAACGUCAGCACAAGAACUGUUCGUCGUGGGAGCUUCAUGAAAUGGGUUUCCAUGGCAGAGCAGCCGCACACAAGCCUAAGAUCACCAUGCGCAAUGCCAAGUGUCGGCUGGAGUGGUGUAAAGCUCGCCGCCAUUGGAUUCUGGAGCAGUGGAAACGCAUUCUCUGAAGUGAUGAAUCACGCUUCAACAUCACCAACUUUGUGGCAACAGUUUGGGGAAGGCCCUUUCCUGUUUCAGCAAUGCCCCCGCGCACAAAUUGAGGUCCAUACAAAAAUGGUUUGUCGAGAUUGGUGUGGAAGAACUUGACUGGUCUGCACAGAGCCCUGACCUCAACCCUAUCGAACACCUUUGGAAUGAAUAGGAACGCCGACUGCGAGCCAGGCCUACUCGCCCAACAUCAGUGCCCGACAUCACUAAUGCUCUUGUGGCUGAAUGGAAGCAAGUCCCCGCAGCAAUGUUCCAACAUCUAGUGGAAAGCCCUUCCCAGAAGAGUGGAGGCUGUUAUAGCAGCAAAGGGGGGACCCACUCCAUAUUAAUGCCCAUUGUUUUUGGAAUUUUGGAAUGAGAUGUUUGACGAGCAGGUGUCCACAUAAUUUUGGUCAUAUAGUGUAUAUAUUUUGUCUUGCAUUGCUUUCCCACCCAAAAAAUUAUGAUACUUCCUGAACUUGAUGUCAUUGUGGGAAGGGGCGGUUUUCUAAAAGGAGAAUUACUACAUAGUAACAGGGUGGAAAGUGAUAUCAGGGACACACAGAAAAUGUUAAAUACAAUAAUAAUAAAUACAAUAAUCAUGAAAAAAAAACGUUUUUCAUUAGAGAAAUUUUAACUAGGACUAUAAAAUAAUGAAGAAAUACAGCCUUAACAGCCAAAUACUCCAUCUAAACGUAGGCAGGGCAAACCCAUUUGGUGAAUUCUGGUAUAUCAUGAAUUAAAUCAAUCACAGCACGUUUUUAGACUCAUACCAUUGGAAAUUAAUGUUGAAAGUUCCAUUUAUAUUCCUAAAACUUUUGUUGAAAAUUAUGCUGUCGCUGCUUCCUGUUGACAAGACAUUUUAAUAAAUAGCCCAAUGUCAAAACACAGUUUUAAAGUGUCCAAAUCAAUAACCAAUAUGCAGAAACAGUUUGUGAUAGAUUGAAAACCUAAACAUUAAAAUGUAUUAUCUACACAACAAUAGUAAUCAUAUUACUUGUAUUUUUUAAACGAGCACCUUAUAAACUGCACAUGCACCAAAAACCCUGUUGUUUUGACAAUUGACAAUAAAUCACUCAUAUUGAUUAGGGAGGAAAUCAGGUUGUACAUGCUGUUGAAACUAACACAACUAAAAAUCCACAUGGAAACUGGAGGUAUUUUUUACAUCACAGGUUAGAGGACAACCUGCAGAAGAUAGUCAGCUACAUUUCAAUGUUGAAUUUUGAUACGGGGGUCGCCAAAACAGAAAGGGAAACGCAACACUGUUUUGUCAAUUACUCAUAUCGAUAUCAAGUUCAAAUCAAUAGAGCGAGGGGGGGAUCAGGUUGCACGUCCUGUUAAAACUAACACAGCUCAAAAACCAUACAGAAUCUGGGAAUAAUUUGUAUAUCACUGGUAGAGGACAACUUGUAGAAGACAAGCUACAUUUUUAAGUGUUGCGUUUUGAUUGAAGUGGAUCGCCAACGCGGCAAGUGUAACGUAACAACACUUUCUUGUUAAUCAUUCAUAUCAUUACACGUUGAACUCAAUAGAACGGGGGCAAAACGUUUGGGUAGUAUGCGUUGUAUAAACGUACAUUAUACAAAGGCCACACGGAAACUUGGAAUAACCUAUACAUGGUUGAUUAGAUGAGAAUUUGUUGAAGUCUUCUAUCUAUAUUUUGGAAUGGCGGAUGUUGAUUUCGGGAGGCUGCCAUCACGGAAAAGGGAACAAACCACUUUUUAUGAUAGUUAACUUCAACGAAUCACAACCCGCCUUAGGAUAUCAACAGUGACAACAGUUGGUUGCUAUUUAAGUGAUAGUUUGACUGUCAAAUCAGAGUAUUGGUGUGUGGCCAGCGACUUUUAUAGAGAGACCGCCCCGAAUUAUCCGUGCCAUUUGAGAAAUAAAAUAAUAGCUGAGUUGUAAGUCCUGCGACCCCCUGUUGACAAAAUCAGCAGUACAAAACCAAAUAUAUUGAUCUGUUUUAAGCAAUUGAUCUUGUGUCAUCGUGUUGCCUAUAAACUUUUCUACUAACAUCACCAAUCUGAGGUCAAAAGAAUGUGUACAGUGCGUUUAGAAAGUAUUCAUACCCCUUGACUUUUUCCACAUUUUGUUGUUACAGCCUGAAUUUUAAAUGGAUAAAAUUUAGAUUUUGUGUCACUGGCCUACACACAAUACCCUAUGAUGUCAAAGUGGAAUGAUGGUUUUUCGAAAUUUUUGAGUCAAUAAGUAUUCAACCCCUUUGUUAUGGCAAACCUAAAUAAUUUCAGGAGUAACAAGUGCUAAACAAGUCACAUAAUACGUUGCAUGGACUCACUCUGUGUGCAAUAAUAGUGUUUAACAUGAUUUUGAAUGACAUCUCUGUACCCCACAUACACAAUUAUCUCUAAGGUCCCUCAGUUGAGCAGUGAAUUUCAAACACAGAUUUAACCACAAAGAUCAGGGAGGUUUUCCAAUGCCUCGCAAAGAAGGGCACCUAUUGGUAGAUGGGUGAACAAAAAAAAGCAGACAUUGAAUAUCCCUUUGAGCAUGGUGAUUUUUUUUAUUACACUACAAAGAUACAGGUGUCCUUCCCAACUCAGUUGCCGGAGAGGAAGGAAACCGCUCAGGGAUUUCACCAUGAGGCCAAUGGUGACUUUAAAACAGUUACAGAGUUUAAUGGCUGUGAUAGGAGAAAACUGAGGAUGGAUCAACAACAUUGUAGUUACUCCACAAUACUAACCUAAAUGACAGAGUGAAAAGAAGGAAGCAUGUACAAAAUAAAAAAUAUUCCAAAACAUGCAUCCUGUUUGCAAUAAGGCACUAAAGUAAAACUGCAAAAAAUCUGGUUAUGUUUGGGGCAAAUCCAACACAACACAUCACUGUGUACCGCUCUAAAUAUUUUCAAGCAUGGCGGUGUCUGCAUCAUGUUAUGGGUAGUGCUUGUCAUCGACAAGGACUAGGGAGUUUUUUAGGAUAAAAAGAAAUGGAAUAGAGCUAAGCACAGGCAAUAUCCUAUAGGGAAAUAUGGUUCAUUCUGCUUUCCAACAGACACUGGGAGACAAAUUCACCUUUCAGCAGGACAAUAACCUAAAACCUCAAGGCCAAGUAUACACUGGAAUAGCUUACCAAGACGACAUUGAAUGUUCCUGAAUGGCCUAGUUACAGUUUUGACUUAUAUCGGCUUGAAAAUCUAUGGCAAGACUUGAAAAUGGCUGUCUAGCAAUAAUCAAAAACCAACUGGACAGAGCUUGAGGAAUUUUAAAAAAUAAUAAUGUGCAAAUAUUGUCCAGUAGAGGUGUGCAAAGCUCUUAGAGACUUACCCAGAAAGACUCCGAGCUGUAAUUGCUGCCAAAGGUGAUUCUAUCAUGUAUUGACUCAGGGCUGUGAAUACUUAUGUAAAUUAGAUAUUUCUGUGUUUCAUUUUCAAUAAAUUAGUAAACAUUUUCUAAAAACAUAUUUUCACUUUGCCAUUAUGGGAUAUUGAGUGUAGAAACAAAUCUGUGUAAAAAAAUAUAUUUAAUCCAUUUUGAAUUCAAGCUGUAACAUAUGAACAUAUGGGUAUGAAUACUUUCUGAAGGCACUGUAAUUCCCCCCAAUUCGAUGUGGUCAAAAUGUCAGCUUGUGUAAUGUAAUAACACAUAUAGUACUGUCCACAUCAUGGAAAGUAGUGUUAUAUAAAUUCAUUCGAUAUAGCAAAAUAAUAUAAUAUCUUAAUUUAGGAUGAUAUUAAAGCAAACUUACAGAUUUUUUCAAUAAUCACAUACUGUAUACACUGCGUGUACAAAACAUUAGGAACACCUGGUCUUUCCAUGAUAUAGAUUGACCAGGUGAAUCCAGGUCAAAGUUAUGAUCCCUUAUUGAUGUCACCUGUUAAAUCCACUUCAAUCAGUGUAGAUGACGGGGAGGAGGCAAGUUAACCACAUAGAGUCGAUUGACAUACGUCAAUCUAAGUAACAUAAUAAAAUAAACCCCAUCAAAAUGCUUCCGUUUAAAUUAAGAGAUCUGUUUUUUUGCAUUGGAUGCGUCUCAAUCCACCACAUCUGCUGAUGUCGCACUUUCUCAUCUGUGGUGAAAGAGUUGACUCACUUCCGUCUGUUUUCCAUAAACAAGCGCUGUAACAUGGAAAUAUGGCCGUGUGGGAACCCUAACCCUAUAAUGGUGUGUAGUAAUUGUACUUUUUUUUAAAAUCUUGAUGAUAUGAAAGAUAUGUUCCUUAUGUUUCCAAAACCGUACCGCAAGCGAUGAGGGUUAACUUUUAGAGCAAGUGUCUGGGCUCUUAACAAAACUCCCCCGAUACUAUCGUCAAUAGGCGCUAAAGAGAGUUAGCGUCUAUGAAUGGGAUAACUAGGCUAUACAUACUAAAUCAUCUUUGGCUAUACCAUCAUGCAAUGCAAACAAGCUAACAUUAGAGCGUACCAAGAUAGCCUACAUAGCUAGAAGGCCUACUUGUGUGGAUUAUUUGGCCUGCUGUGUUUUAUAAAUGUAACCCAUGUGUAUCUGCCUGCGUGCAGAGUAUAGCUAUGACUGGAACACCAGUGUGUUGGAUCUGAAGAACAAGUUUCCCCACUGGACAGCUGAUGACCUGCUCAACCUGAGACGGCAGUUUGAGAUUUUUGACACCAACAAAGACCGCCUGCUGGACUUCAGCGAGUUGUGAGUGAACAUAGGACAUUCAGAUGUGACUUUUGAUGUCAUGUGGCUACUCAGUGAUAUUUAGCUGAAUGCUAGGUGGCUGUAGGUGGCAGCACAUAUACAAAUUCCAUCUACAAUAAUGAGGUAGGCCUACUAGUAGUCUUAUUAUGAGUCUCUGUCAUGGUUUUAAACCAUCACACUUGAAUAAAGUGUGUACUGCUAGCACAGACACCUCCCUCUACCCCCUGACAGUUGCGCUUCUCUGAACAUGGUCAAUGAUGCAUCAACUAUGGAGGCCAGAAAAGAGAUGUUUAAUACGGCAGACAAGGACAACUACAAGUCCAUCAACUUUGAGGAGUACCUCCAGGUAGAGUACACACAUAAUGGAAUUGUUUCACCUGUUUUGGACAUAUUAUUAGAAGCGGUGAUGUGAUGUUUCUGCAUCUACUUUCAACUAAAACCUUGUUAGCUUGUAUUGCACAACAGAGGAUGAGUGUGUCCCUGUUUAUUUUGUGUCUAGGCCUAUAUUGUGAUUAUAUUGGUCUGUAUUGUAACUGUUGUGUCCCCUCCAGCUGAUGUAUGACCUUAAGCAGGGCACCCCGGUCCCCAAGCCUCUCGAGAGCGAGGACGACAAGGACACGGCCACCGGUGACAUCAUCUGUGAGGUGGCACGCAUGGACACCUUCCAGCAGAUGUGCUACGGCGUCUUCUAA
Messenger RNA from Coregonus sp. 'balchen', 6702 nucleotides. Lineage: Eukaryota; Metazoa; Chordata; Actinopteri; Salmoniformes; Salmonidae. The record is from the annotation of a GenBank genome assembly.